Molecule: messenger RNA, 6492 nt
Organism: Nothobranchius furzeri (turquoise killifish)
Lineage: Eukaryota; Metazoa; Chordata; Actinopteri; Cyprinodontiformes; Nothobranchiidae
Product: solute carrier family 12 member 3
Biological process (GO): sodium ion homeostasis; potassium ion import across plasma membrane; chloride transmembrane transport
Cellular component (GO): apical plasma membrane
Molecular function (GO): sodium:potassium:chloride symporter activity
Source: RefSeq, a predicted model, not a curated record
GGAGGAGCUGGUCCAAGUGGCUGGGGAGAGGGAAGUCUGGGCCUCUCUGCUUAGGCUGCUGCCCUCAUCUCUUGGUGGAGAUCCUUAUUUUUCAUUCAAUAAUGAAAUGUUUACAUUUUGCACAGCAAACAGCAAAAUGGCAGCAGAUAAAAAAAGAGCUCAGAGCUGUCACGCAUUGGUGCUAAAGAUAAUUCCUGGAAUUGAAUAGAAAAUCUUCCAUGAAAUGGAUGAAAGAUGAACAUUUUCCUACAUGAAGCAUGUUAACUUCGGUCAGGCCUUUAUUCUUUCCCAGAGAUCCACUUCUGGAAAACGUCCAGACAUAAAAAAGUGAGAGUUUGUGAAGUGAUGAUAGUUUUGCUUGUGUGUGUGCCACAGAAGGAUGUAUGUGGGUGUUCUUGUGAGGUGGGAAGAAACACAACUCCAAUGGGAGGGUGUAAAACCUGCCGCACUGAAGGUAUAAAUAACAGGAGCUCCACAGCGCAUCAAAAGCAGCAGGUGAAUCUUCUGCUAGAGGAGACUCGCUGACUGGAAACAGGAAUUGACUCAGAACGACGAGCCGAUGGGGCAGUUGACAUCCAAACGUAAUCCGUUGGCCCGGAAUUCCCCCUCCUCAAAUGAAGAAGGACCGCCCAGGUACUCGUCACACCAUUUAGAUGGUCACAACCACCAGGACUUCAGUGCGGCUGAGCAUCGUGCCGCCAUGAUGGAGCUGCGCAGAGCCUCCGUCUACAGCACCAUGGACCAGUUGCCCCAGCUGCAGAAUUACGCCAACUCUGCACCUCGUCAGAAAACAAAGAACAGGCCAUCUCUUGAAACCCUCCGCAAUGUGUUUGAGAUAAAAGAGGUAGAAGACACUACCAACCCAGGCGACAUGCAAGAAACAGAUAUCGAAAGUGAAGAAUCUCAAGCUCCCAAAAAGAAAACUCCCCCCAGAUUUGGCUGGGUGAUUGGUGUCACGAUUCGUUGCAUGGUGAAUAUUUGGGGAGUCCUGAUGUUCCUGCGCCUGACAUGGAUCACCUCUCAGGCAGGCGUUGUGCUGACAUUGGUUAUUAUUGCGAUGUCUGUGACCAUGACUACAAUCACUGCUCUAUCCAUUUCUGCCAUUGCUACUAAUGGGAGGGUCAUUUCAGGUGGGACAUACUUCCUGAUCUCCCGGACUCUGGGUCCUGAACUAGGAGGACCCAUUGGAGUUAUCUUCUCCCUUGCCAACGCAGUAGCAUCUUCCCUCAACAUUGUUGGUUUUGCAGAGUUGGUCCAUAAUCUGAUGACGGAACAUAAUGUUGUUUUCAUUGACAAAGCCAACGAUAUCCGUGUCAUUGGAGUGAUCUCAUUCACUCUCCUCUUGUUCAUUAUCCUGGCUGGAUUGGAGUGGGAGAUGAAGACUCAAAUUUUUUUCUUCUCCGCUCUUUGCAUCGCUGUCGCGAGCUACUUUAUCGGCACAUUCAUUCCCGCUUCAGUCGAGAAACAAGCUCUUGGUGUCUUUGGAUAUCGAGGUGAUAUCUUGGCAGAGAACCUAGUACCAAGCUGGAGAGGUUCUCAAGGAAAUUUCUUCCAGAUGUUUUCCAUCUUCUUUCCUGCUGUUACCGGCAUUCUAGCUGGAGCUAACAUCUCUGGAGAUCUUAAAGACCCUAACACUGCCAUCCCCAAAGGCACGCUGAUGUCCAUUCUCUUUACUACAGCAGGCUAUGUGAUGAUCGUUGUAACUUCUGGGGCUUGUGUAUUGCGAGAUGCUUCAGGGAAUGUGUCAGACAUCAUAACUGGGAACAACACAGAUGGCUGUGUGGGACUGGCAUGUAGUCUGGGCUGGAACUUCACACACUGCAGCCAGUCGCAGACCUGUCUGAAUGGGCUAGCCAACACUUCACAGGUACUGGCACAGGUGUCUGCGGUCUUCCACCUCAUCACUGUAGGUGUCAUUGCAUGCAGCUUGUCUUCUGCUCUUGCACAUCUUGUCUCUGCAACAAAGGUCUUCCAGGGUCUGUGCAAGGACAACAUAUACCCGUUCAUUAUGUUCUUUGGAAAGGGUUACGGGAAAAAUAACGAGGCAGUCCGAGGCUACAUUCUCUUCUACCUCAUUGCUGUUGCCUUCAUUCUGAUUGCACAGUUAAACUCGAUCGCUCCCCUGAUUGCCAACUUCUACCUGUGCUCCUACAGUAUUGUGAACUUCACUUGCUUUCACGCCUCUAUAACAAAUUCCCCUGGGUGGAGGCCGAGGUUUAAGUACUACUACAAGUGGAGCUCUCUUUUUGGAGCAGUAGUAUGUGCACUUCUAACAUUUCUGUUCACUUGGUGGGCUGCACUUGUCACCUGGAGCAUUGUCCUCUUCCUCUAUGGAUACGUAGUCUACGCCAAACCAAAGGUCAACUGGGGUUCAUCGAUCCAAGCCGUAACGUAUAACAUGGCCUUGUCAUACUCUGCCUCACUGACUAGUGUGGACGAUCAUGUCAAAAACUUCAGGCCGCAGUGCCUUGUCAUGACUGGGCCCCCAAACCGGCGUCCUGCCCUGGUGGACUUUGUUGCCACCUUCACUAAACAUGUCAGCCUGAUGAUCUGUGGAGACAUUUUAAUGGAGGACAGCAAUACCCAGCCUAAGGAGGCAACAGAUACGUUGGUGAACUGGUUGAACAAGAGGAAGGUCCGAUCUUUUUACACUCCUUUUACCUCUAGCAGCCUCAGAGAAGGCACAAGACACCUGCUGCAGGCAACGGGUCUGGGGAAGCUGAAACCAAACACUCUGGUUCUGGGCUUCAAGUUCAACUGGAGAGAGAGCACUCCGGAAAGUAUCGAGGAUUAUACCAACACAAUUUAUGACACGUUUGACUCCAACUUCUGCUUGUGCAUCCUGAGGAUGAUGGAUGGUCAGGAUAUUGAUAAUGAACUUGAAACUGAAGAGAACCUGGGCUUUGAGCCUGAUGAAUCUGAGGAGAACUCAGAGGAGACCAAGGAAGAGGAGAAUGCAGCCGAUGACGCGUCUGAUGGAGGAAACAGUGACCAGAUGAGGACGGUGUUUCAAAAUAGACAGGGGAUGAAAACCAUCGAUGUCUACUGGAUUGCUGAUGAUGGAGGCCUGACGUUACUGGUGCCGUACCUGUUCACCAGGAGAAGACGCUGGCGCAGAUGUAAGGUCAGAGUUUUCAUCACAGUCGGAGAGGGCUCCAUGAAAGAGAGUCGUGACGACAUCAUUUUCUUGCUGAAGAGGUUCCGCCUGGAGGUUCAUGACGUCAUAGUGAUGACGGACAUAGACAAACAUCCUCAUCCCAAGAGCUUGAGCAGGUUUGAGGAGAAUGUCGCCCCCUUCAGGCUGUUUGAUGAGCAGCAAGUGGGCGUCUCCAUCCAGGAACUGAGACAGGCUUUUCCCUGGAAAAUAUCUGAUAAAGAGUUCGAAGCCUUCAAGCCAAAGUCUGAAAGUAAAGUGAGGCUGAAUGAAAUCAUCAGAAGGAAUUCACAACAUACCGCUCUAGUGCUUGUGAGCCUCCCAGUUCCACAAAAUGACUGUCCCAGUGCUCUGUACAUGGCCUGGCUGGACACCCUGACCUGUGGCCUCCACUGUCCAGCGGUGCUAAUACGAGGAAACCAAGAGAACGUCCUCACGUUCUACUGCCAGUAGAUGAUCGUGUAGAAAGAUGGAGGAGUCUCAGGGGGUUGAUAACUGAAAGCACUGAGUUUAAAUGUUACUAUGGAUGCACAGUAGAUGGGAGGUGGAUGACACAUUGAGGGAAAUCCCCCUGCUUCGCUAACCGUGUACGUAGUAAACACUAAUAACAGCAACAACUCCAAACACACGUUUGUCACACCUGGCAGUGAUAUCUCUGUGGAGGAAUCAGGUCCCGUGCAUAUUUAUAACAUUGUUUCAAUUCAGCCCCAUAGGGGUGUUUUUCCAACAGCCUGUUUAGGGUCAAAGGUCAGGCUUCUCCUUCGGGAUUUUCUGCUACAAAGCAGAAUUCGUGUGGUCCUGAUGCAGCGCAGCAGCCCCGAACCACCAUACCACCAUCACUACGCGUAACCGUGGUGAUCGCUUCACAGAUGUAGCUGAGCGCUCGCCUCCCCGAAGCCUCCCGUGACCUCUAAUGCAGUCCUGCAGUGCUUCAGACGUUCUCCUGGAUGAAUUCAAGUGCUCUUGAUCUUUCUUAGAGCUUUGCUUUUUGAGCUCAUUUAGCCUACUCCAUUAUUUCAGAGAGGUUCUUGUGAAGUGCUUCCUUAAAGAGCAAGUCACCCCCUACCAGAGUAUGACUCCACUCCCACUUCCUGUUUGAAAAAUGCAACAAAUGCUGUUGCUUAGCAGACCGGGAGGGCGGAGCCGCUAACAAAUACACACAGGCUCAUGACAUUAUGACAUCACAUGGUACCAGCUAAUGUUCUAGGGUACCUCUUAGCCAAAAGCGAUGGCAGAUUUAAAUUCAAAUGCAGUGCAGAGUUUUUACCUGACAACGGCAUGACGCUGUUUUAGGCAGAAAAUUAAAAUUUCAACUAAAGUGCUAAACUAUUGACUACACGUGUCUGCAGCACGAUUAGACACGCAUUUAUAUAGUUUAUUUUUAAAAAGUUGAUUUGGGGGUGACUUGCUCUUUAAGUCUGCAGAUCUGGUUGUAGCCAGGGCGUGGGCGUGGCUAAAAUCAGCUUUGUGCCUGAUCUGGUUGAUCACAGUUCACUCGGCAGCUUUGUGACACGGGGCCACGGUGAAUCGAGUGGCUUUUCCCCCCAAAUGAAAUAAUGUGGAUUAUCUCUGAUAUUAAAACAUUUUUAUUGAUGUGAAACAUUAAGCAUGACCCAAAGAAUCAGAAGCAGAAGUGUCCUAGAGGGGGCAGAGCGUUACGGGUCGAGACUUUAGUCCUUUUUGGAUCUUCAGCUGCAGCUUUUCAUCUCACAGCGAGAAGGUUGGAUUUCUCUCGGUGGGUGGAAUAGUGUGUGUAACCCAUGAUGCCGUGUGUUUUUGGAUUGUGGCAUGCCCUACGUGCACUACCACACUCAGGGAUAACCUGAAAGAAACAGGCGGGUUUUUAGGCUCCUAUGUGUCACCUGAGCUAAACAUCUAUAAUUUGUGUUGGUGUGAAGUGUUUUAAAUAAAAUAUUUCUUUUUUGUUUCCUGUAAACAAAUUAUUCUGUUAAAACAGACGUGUGCUUCUCGGUGAACACCGAUUAGCAGUGACGAAUGUGUUUUUCAGCAGGUUGCCUGCACCUGUCGCUGAUUUCCUUAAUAACAUAAAGCUUUUGCCCUUAGCAUCACCACACGUCUGUGGAAACUUCCUCUACCUGCACAAUCGGCUGUUGCAUCCUCGGUGACGUUUGUUUUAUCUGCGUUAUGGCCAGGGCCGGAUUAAUGCACAGGCUUGAUAUGACUUAAGCCUAGGGGGCCACGUGUGUUCUGGGGCCCCCAUUGGCCAGCUAAAAAUAUAUGAUUUUAUUUAAAUUUACAUGCAAGAAUGUUCUUCAACUGUAUUGGCCGACAAAAUCAUAAGCGACACUGAUUGGGUAAACAUUGUGGCGGUCUUGAGUUAAGUAACGUGUCACGUGACACGUCAGAUUCAUGUAUCACAUAGGCUGCUGCACUUAACGAGGGAAAAUGAAAAAAAAAUGUCUGAAAGAAAACAUGAGAGCGUCGCUCAGAAAAGAAAAACGGAGAGAAUCAAAGAGCAAAAGCACAAAAAUCUUCUGCAGAGAAUCCCAAAAUUGUCAGGAUAUUUUAAACCUGCUGCUGGGUUACAGAAAAGCAAGACGUUCACGAUGAAGGCAACGGAGCUGCGCUAGCUGGAGCGGCAGCGGUUCAUGAUGCUAGCUCAAUGGAGGGAACGAGCAGUCACAGAGAAGCUGAUGUUGUCCACUUGGGGGCAGAGGCAGACCUGCUUGAAGUAGUUUCUGAUGGGAGCCCGGCAGAAGGUCCUAGCCAGGUGACGCUGAUGGUGGAUGCUAACUUAAACCCGGAUCCUGGCUGCUGAGGUGAAAUGGAUGAAAAUGCCAGAAAAUAUUGGUAAAUCAUGGUAAAUUCACAAAUACCCAAUGAUUAAUUAUAUUAACAUUUUUAGUUGUUUGACAGCCAUAAUUAAAAUAAAUAUCUGCAGAUAAGAAUAUUUCGCUUCGAUCAAGCAUUUUUGGUUCCGAACAAGUGUAGCCUAUGGGCCCCUGUGCACCUCGAUCCUCCCCUGGUUAUGGCGACAAAAACAUCACCAGUAAAAACGAGCCUAUGCAGACCUGCUGUUAGGCAACAGCAGCCAGUCGAGUGCUGAAGCUUUGACAAUCACUGUCCUGCUCUCGGUGUUCUAACAACACUUUUGUUCAGAAAAUCAGUCAAACAUCACGUUAAAUAACCAACAUAAGACAUAAUGAUAGGGUGCUUCUGUGAACUCUGUAAGAUAAUUCAUUUUAUAAUUUAAGGACAGAAAAUAUUCUGCAGUAAAUUCAUUUGCACAGUAGAGUUUAUUGUGUAUGAACUUCAUUUAAAGGCAUAGUGUGUACAUGUAUGCUUUAAUUGUGCAAUAAAAUUGUUUUCUAAAAUAU